GUCCUGUUUAGCAGCGAAUCCUGGCGAUUAGUUUUAGAACUGCACCGAGAUUUUGCUCACCUUUGGCCUAUUACACAUCAACAUGGCGCACGCCGGUGAAAACCAUGCUGCUGGAUCUGAACCUUCCACUUCCAACCAAACCUCAGCUUCAGCUCAGGAUGCACAAGCAGAAUUUUUUGACUAUGAAAAGAGUGAUGACGGAGCUCCCAAACGUGAGGAUCUGGGCUAUGAUCUCUUCCACGGGAGGGACAAAACGUACCGGGAAAACAUGACCUCUCCGUACGGGAAGUUCGAGAAUCUGUUCGACACCUACCACCCAAGGUGCAAGACCAAGCUCACGGUCGCUUUGAAAUCUAAUCCUUUUGUGAAGCUGCUACUGAGGGCGGGUGUCUGGUAG
Messenger RNA from Branchiostoma floridae (Florida lancelet), 397 nucleotides. RefSeq lists its product as uncharacterized. NCBI's taxonomy places the organism in Eukaryota, Metazoa, Chordata, Leptocardii, Amphioxiformes, Branchiostomatidae. Bases 83 to 397 code for a protein of 104 amino acids. The record is from RefSeq and is a predicted model, not a curated record. The transcript has 3 exons.